This is a messenger RNA of Bipolaris maydis ATCC 48331, 392 nucleotides long. RefSeq lists its product as uncharacterized. NCBI's taxonomy places the organism in Eukaryota, Fungi, Ascomycota, Dothideomycetes, Pleosporales, Pleosporaceae. The record is from RefSeq and is a predicted model, not a curated record.
CCGGCAGGCAUGCUCGUCGCCUUCCACCGCAUGGACAACGCAUACCUCGGCUCCAUCGAUAUCAGCCAGAAGAAGGCUCGCACUGCUGUUCUCUUCAACGGCCUUACCAGCGGAGACCUCUACGCUGCCGUUCAGCCUGGCGGCCCGCUUUACAGCGCCGAGAACAGCAACGGAGGUCUUAUUGUCUUUGGAGGCGGUCUUCCCAUUUACCUUAAUGGAAGGCUGAUUGGCGGUGUCGGUGUUAGCGGUGGAAGUGUCGAGCAAGAUCUCAGUGCUGCGUUUGCGGGUGUUGAGGGGCUUGGUGCUUCAUCCAAGGCUUAAAAGGGUGGGAUUGGGAUGAAAAGCACUUUUUUUUUUGAAAAAAAACUCUUCUUGUAUUCUUUUGGAGAAGU